AUGUCGAUGAUAAAAUGCUGCUUCGAGCCACUGGAAAUGCCCGAGUUUUUGGACUCGUUUGUGAAAAAGUGUACCGAAGGAUGUUGUUGUGGUUGCUGUUCGGCCUUACGGCCACGCUACAAGCGGCUGGUGGAUAACAUCUUUCCAGCCAAUCCGGAAGAUGGGUUGGUGAAAUCGAACAUGGAAAAGCUCACCUUCUACUCGCUGCGCUCGCCGGAAAAGCUCGACCGUAUCGGCGAGUAUCUGUACCAGCGUGCCUCGAAGGAUAUCUACCGAAAGCGCUACAAGUUUGUCGAGAUUGCGAUGGAAGCGAUGGACCUGCUGCUGAUGGCAUGUCACGCCCAGAUACUGAAUCUGUUCGUUGAGUCAUUCCUGCGCAUGGUACAGAAGCUGCUCGAGGACACGAAUCCAACGCUACAGAUAAUGGCCACCAAUUCGUUCGUACGGUUCGCCAACAUUGAAGAGGACACACCGUCAUACCAUCGGCGGUAUGACUUUUUCAUCUCAAAGUUUUCCUCCAUGUGUUACGGCAACAAUGAAGAUAUGGAGCUGCGCGAUAGUAUCCGGAUGGCUGGGAUAAAGGGUCUACAAGGCGUUAUUCGGAAGACGGUUUCCGACGAUUUGGUGGCAAACAUUUGGGAAAAACAGCACAUGGAGAAGAUUGUCCCUUCGCUGCUGUUCAACAUGCAAUCGGGACCAUCGAAAACGACUGACACGGAAGCAACGCCUUCAACGCCGCCACUGCUAGCGGAAGCUGUACUACGCGAACUCGUCAGUAGAGCUUCGUUUGGACAUAUCAAAUCCGUGCUUAAGCCACUGUUAACGCAUCUCGAUCACCAUAAGCUGUGGGUGCCGAACAAAUUCGCCAUUGAUACGUUCCGGAUUGUGAUGAUUUCGAUUCAACCACAGUACUCGUACACGGUCGUCGAAACGCUCAUGUCCCAUCUCGACCAGAACCUAACAUCAUCGCCCAAAACGCGCACCUCAUUGGCGGUGGUACUUUCGAAGAUUAUCGCCAUCGCAGCGGGCGAAAGUGUGGGUCCAUCCGCACUCGAUAUCAUCAACAAUUUGCUUAUGCAUCUAAAAACAAGCGUUAGCACACAGCACGAAUCCGCAUCGGAAGAGACACAGUACCAGGAAGCGCUCAUAAACGCACUCGGCGAAUUCGCCAACCAUCAUCCGGAUUAUCAGAAGAUUGAAAUAAUGCUCUUCAUCAUGAACACAGUACCGGAUCCAUCGAACAAGAGCCGGGGUGAUCAAUUGCUGCAGAACAUUUUGCUGAAAAGUUUACUCAAAGUCGGCACACAGUACCGGACCGUUUCGUUCGAGAAAGCAUUCCCAGUAUCGUUCCUACAGCCGCUGCUCAAGAUGGCACGGGCCGCUUCCAUCCCGAUCCGCAUAAUUGUGAUGCAAAUCUUCCAGCAGCUGCUCGAUCGGCAUCAGAAUCAGCAUCUGCUGAACGUGAUCAGUGUGAGCCACUAUCCGACACUAACAAUCGAAAGUCCAUCCCGAUCGGACAUUCUGUUUACGCACAAGUACGGCUCGAACAUACUGCAGGCAAUCAUCGAAAGCAUGUCGCAGGAAAAUCAUCUGGAGGUGUUGAAGUCGUCGUACAACACGAUCGCGCUGGUAAUCGUAGAAAUGGCGUGCGGGGAGACGGUGCAGGAGAUUUUGCUGUUUGUACUGGGCGUACAGCAAGUGGCCGUAACCGAGGUGGAACUAUCACCAAAGCAUCGUUGCAAUCUGCACAGCAUUGCCAUUUCGCUACUAAUCCUGCUCGGACGCUGUACCGGCAUCGGUUCGCUGGUAGAGUACGUGGAAAAGCUGAUCCAAGCCCGGAAAGAGGAGGCAUCCUACCUGCUCCCACCACUGAUGGACAACGACAAGAGUGCGCCGAGUACGCUAAACACCAAUCUGCCCCAUCUGCUCAUCGACAAGCUAGCGGUGGCCGAAUGCUUACAGCAGGCCGGUUUGGAAUGCAAUCGUGUCCAGACGGGCACACCGUACGCGCUCAAUCAGACGGACAUAUCGGCCCAUCGCCAUUCCUGGGUCGACACGCACAGCGCCGUCCGGAACAGUGUGGUCGAUUCAAGCUACAACGACAUCGAAAGCGUUAGCAGUUCGCCCGGCGUACAGAAACGUUCGCUCGCAUCGGAAUACAACUUCGAAUCGAUGAAGCGCGUGCUGGCCGAACCGACGGAAGCAUCCAAACGGGAGGCACGCGAAAAGCAGAUGGCAAUCGGGCGUACCUUCCGCGAAACUGCGUUCGAAGAUUUGGUACGCCGUACCGAACCGAAGCACGACGUCAUACAGAACAAGCUGAACGAAAUCUUUAACGCACUGUCCGCGGAACGACAAAUCUCGGCCACGUGCAGUGUGCAGGCCGGAUCGCUGCUUGGUGCUAACGGUGGCUUAAGCGGACCGACAAUGAUCGAACCGGGCAAGCACGCGGGUGCUGGUCAGCGGCCAAUCUACGAAAAUAACUUCCCGGAACUGUUCUUCUACUAAGCAAUGUGGUUCAUUUAGCAAUAGCGG
Molecule: messenger RNA, 2535 nt
Organism: Anopheles maculipalpis
Lineage: Eukaryota; Metazoa; Arthropoda; Insecta; Diptera; Culicidae
Gene: stmA
Product: protein EFR3 homolog cmp44E
Exons: 4
Coding region: 1-2508 (835 amino acids)
Biological process (GO): protein localization to plasma membrane
Cellular component (GO): plasma membrane
Source: RefSeq, a predicted model, not a curated record